AUGUCGCGCUCUUUUAAUAGAGGACGCCGGGAGUCUGCUGUAUCCGAUCUGAACCGAAAUGAUGGCUCCUACCUGCCUUCUCAUUCAUUUAACCAACCUGAAUCAAACCUUUCCGAGGAGGGUUCUAGUGCUAUUCAGAAUCGCCAACGCGUGAGUCAGGAACGACUUUCAAUGUCUGCUACAAGGCCUUGGCGGAAGCUGAGGAAUGCACUCUUGAUAACCUCAAAUGCAUUAUCCUCGGGACGGAAAGAGAAAGACACCUAUGAAAGCAACGACGCCUUCUUAGAUUACUUUUCUACUCAAAGACGUUCCUCCUUAACUCCUUAUUGCCAGCAACAAAACAGUAAUCUGCGCACCGACCAAUCCAAUCCAAAGAUUCAAAACGAAAACCGAUUUUAUUUCGAAGGGUUAAAUAAGUUAUCUGAACAACAACCAGUGAUGGAAAACGAAAAAUCCGGCAGAGAUGGAGAACCAUUUCCUUCGAUAACUCCCUUGACUCAGAGCACCCUCACCUUCGGCAACCGCGACAAGGAAUCAGAGCUUCAAAUAGCACACGGAGCGAGCAAUAGGCCGGAACAUACCACAGGGAUCAGUAUCAAACAGCAGUCCAGUGUCUCUUCCCAAAAUGCACCGAUUCAGCUGGAGGAGUGGGGUGGGUUUGAGGAGAAUGAACUACCCGAGCCACAAAAACCAACACCAAGAUUAAAGGCACGGUGCCUCUAUCAUUUGCGAAAUUUCAUUUUUUGCCCACCUAAACGUACACAAUUUCCCAAAUCGUGUGACAGCUGUUACGCGAAUCCUUCUGAAAAUGGCAAAUCAUUCGAGCACUUCAGGAGCACCCACUUUAUCUGCAACCCACAAGGCCGUUUCAUGUUUAUUUGGCUGGGAAUAGUAGCCAUGGCAACGGUGUACAACCUCUGGACGGCAAUAAUGCGUCAAGCCUUCCAUGAGAUCCAAAAGGAUAAGGCAGCACUGUGGAUAGGACUUGAUGGUGUGGCAGAUCUCAUCUAUUUGGCUGACAUCAUGGUUCAAUUCCGAACCAGCUACUUAGAGAAGGGUCUGGUGGUCAGGAACUCCCGGAAAAUAGCAACACGCUAUCUCUGGUCUCGAAAAUUUGCCUUUGAUAGCCUUGCCCUCUUGCCCUUUGAUCUCUUUCAGUCAGUUACGGGCAUACAGCCGCUUUUGAGGUUCCCUAGAUUUCUAAAGUGUUUUCGCGCUUGGCAUUGGAAAAUCAUGGUUGAAAAUCGUACCACUUUUCCAAACACUUGGCGUGUAUUAACUUUGACGCAUAUUCUGUUCCUCGGCUGUCAUUGGUUUGCAUCUAUAUACUACAUUUUGUCGGAGAGUACUCACUUCCAGGAUUCUUGGGGCUAUCCAGCACCAACCACGCCGGAGUUACAGUCACUGCUGCGGAAAUACCUCCAAUCCUUCUACUGGGCUACUUUGACCCUAACUACCAUAGGUGACAUCACUGCACCAGAGGCGACAUUUGAGUAUGCAUUCACGAUAACCACCUAUUUGAUAGGCGUUUUUGUCUUCGCAACUAUCGUGGGUCAGGUUGGCAACAUUAUCAACAAUAGAAAUGCGGCCAGACUCUCUUUCGAAAAUUUGCUCAGCAAGGUUAUUUUACCAAAGGUAAACUUCAUUUCAGGACAAUGCCAAAAGUUAUAUGAGCACCCACCACGUGCCGCAGAGGUUGAGGAAUCGCGUCCUCCGAUGGUACGAUUAUGCAUGGGAAAGGUAAGCAAGCUCUUAGGCUUAUUUCCCACUUCCACCAGUGAGAACGGAGCGAAAUUCGAGCCUACAAGAAGACACUUGCGGAAAGACAGCUCACAAAUAAAAAAAGGCUUAAAGCAAAGAAAACUUUGCUUUUCUAUCUUAUUUAAGGUGACGAUAUUUCACGAAUGCAGACCGGAGUUCCUUCACGACCUAGUGCUCAAAAUGAGACCCUACAUUUUUACUCCUGGUGAUCUGAUCUGUCGAAAGGGAGAGGUUGCAAGGGAAAUGUUUAUCAUAGCGGACGGAGUACUGGAAGUUAUAGGUAAAGCUGGCAUAGUACUCAAGCGCCUGGAAGCAGGGGAUUUCUUUGGCGAAAUUGGAAUUCUUUGCAUCAAUGGUGGUGGCAACAAACGAACAGCAGACGUACGAGCAGUAGGAUAUGCGGAACUAUUUGUGCUUUCACGGGAGGAUGUGCUUUCAGCUCUCGCCGAUCAUCCAGAUGCCCACGUGCUUCACUUUGUGAUCACAUUAAAUCAACAACCAACUGACCUCGCCCCUUCUGAAGGAACGACAGCGUUGCAAGGUGUCAAGGGGGAGGGCAAUUGGACGAAUGAGGACUUGCACGACAUUCCAUUAUCCACCCUGCACGAAUUCGCUCUACCCGGGCCCAGCAGACCCACGGGCGGCGCUAUACCUGCAGUCCACGCCGCCUCAACUUCCACUGCCCCAUCACCCGCGGCAUCCGAGGCGCACUAUCAAACAUUCGCUCUGAAUAGGGCCAAAGUAUCGCACAUCACAGAUGUUACUGCUUUGCAAGCCUACAGCCUAAUUCUUUUGUCUGUCGGGAGGUUGAAUCCUGCCGAUGAUGAUGAUGAUGAUGAUGAUGAUGUAAACAACAUAACCGUUUUUCUUAUCUAUCCUGUUUGCAGGAAGAGCAUUUUUGUAAAACGAGAAAAAGGUGCCAUUAAUGCUCUCGCCGAAUUAAACCAAUUUGUUGAGGAGGCAAUGUUCCUCCUCGUCAACUGUUCCGAAAGAAUGAGUGCAAGGGACGAGAGGAUAAACGAACUUGUGGCUGAAAACAUCUCACUUAGACGGAAACUAAAGGAGUGA
Hydatigera taeniaeformis is the source of this 2829-nucleotide messenger RNA. The record is from the annotation of a GenBank genome assembly. Lineage: Eukaryota; Metazoa; Platyhelminthes; Cestoda; Cyclophyllidea; Taeniidae.